AAGGAGGAGUACUGACAAUCGAGCUACGGCUUCCUUUUAUCAGUCAAGCCGAACCGUGCGUGGCACGCGGACAUUUCCGUGCGCUCUGAAGAACGGAAAAGGGAAACCCGGUUUUCUUCUCAUCUGACAUAUAGAGUGUACAAUAUUUAAUAACGCUGGAAAUCCCGAAGUGCUUGAACUCAUUGUGGGUGGUUUUACGCGAGUCGCGGAAAAGGGUGCCCGCUAAACUUUGGAGUUAUAGAGCAUUCAAGAGGAAAUUGGGACCGGAAUCGGUGCUAGUACCGUCCUCAUCGUCAUUUCUGACGGAUUCUCCAGGAACAAGUAUUCCAUCAAUUAAAUUCGACACGCUGGCGCAAAUUCAAUGUAAGCUUUCUAUUUCAAAGCUUGCGGAAAUUGGCAGAUCCGACGUGAAAUUAUCACAAGUUGAUCCUAAAGUGGACAACAAUCAACGUUAGCGGAUUCGAUAUGGUUGCUAUUCCGGACUCGCGAACUGAUCCGGUAUUGUUGAAUGGCAUAGAAAUAACAGUACCGAAUAACAACAGUAGCAGCAAUAACAAUGUAGCAGACGACACCAGAAGAGUCAGGGAUCAAGCCUUCACCAUACCUCGUAUUACAAUACCGACCAGUGACGAUAAUUAUACGUUGAAAUUCGAAAACAUAGACAAAAUCAACGACAAGAAACUAAACACGGACAACAUCAAUGCGGAACCUGUCGUUAUGAAAAAAAUUGCCGCGGGUUUGAAGACAACCAACGGCCAAAAGGAUAAGAAAGACAUGUCUGGCGGUGGUGGAUCUCUUUCCAGUGGUAGCUCCAUAGUAACAAUCUCGUCAGUCGCCAUUUCGGAUCCUGAUCCGGACUAUCGUGCCGACCCAAAUGAACAUGGAGACAAAAGAAAUAUCAGGAAUGAAAAAUGGUAUCACACAAUUGUUCAAGUAUCAGUACCUUUUCUUAUCGCUGGUAUGGGCACUAUCGGAGCAGGCCGUGUUCUCACUACCGCAAAGAACUUGUCCGCAUUUACGGAAGUCCCUCAAUUGUUAAUUUUGACUACGGCGUUGCAAGGUCUAAAGGGUAAUCUUGAUAUGUGUUUGGCGUCGCGUUUAUGCACUCAAGCGAAUUUAGGCAACAUGAAGGGUCGACGAGAGAUCAUCAAGAUGAUCAUCGGUAACAUCGCCUUGGUGCAGAUCCAAGCGAUAGUCGCGGCUCUAUGCCUAUCGGUAUUUGGAAUGGGAGUAGGCGCGAUCAAUGGAAACGGCUUCGUCUGGAAUCACGCGUUAUUGUUGGCGGUUUCGUGCAUGUGCACAGCAACAAGUUCCUGCUUUAUCUUAGAUUUCGUCAUGAUUGCCGUAAUCAUGAUAUCCCAUCGAUUCAAGAUGAAUCCAGACAAUUUAGCAACUCCUUUGGCUGCAUCUAUCGGUGAUGUUGUAUCCAUUAGCAUCCUCUCAUUCAUAGCCUCGGAAUUCUUCCUCAGACUAAAUGCCGAAAUAUGGGUAUUGUACAUCGUCCUUGGGUUUUUUCUUGUGCUCUUACCACUUUGGAUCCUGAUCGUAUUAAAGAAUAAAUAUACGAGCAGUGUAUUGAAGUCUGGCUGGGUUCCUAUUCUAUCUGCUCUUCUGAUCAGUGGCGGAGGUGGAUUAGUUCUUGAAAGAAUGGUUGAGUCUUUUGAAGGAUUUGAAGUUUUCCAACCAGUUAUUAAUGGAAUUGGCGGCAAUUUAGUAUCGGUGCAAGCGUCUCGAAUGUCAACUAUGUUACAUCAGUCUUCCAUCAUGGGAAUUUUACCGCCACACGGAAAAAUUUGGGUGUUUCCGUGGACAGCACUCUUCGUAGGAUCGCCAUAUGCGACAACCGCUAGAUUACUCGUUGCAAUGGCAAUUCCUGGUCAAUUGAUUUUCGUCUUUAUCGCUGACGUAUUAAACCCGGGCAAUUGUACUUUAUAUGCGUAUUUCGUAAUCUCCUACAUAGUCGUUUCCGUGUUACAAGUAUUGUUAUUGUUAUACGUCGCGCACAUAAUUAUUCACGCAAUGUGGAGGUAUAAAAUCGAUCCUGAUAACUCGGCGAUCCCCUAUUUAACGGCAUUAGGUGAUCUUAGUGGAUCAUUACUCCUAGCGUUAGCCUUCUUCGUCGUAUACUCGAUAAUACAUCAACCAUAUUGUAUUGAGAAAUGACUUUGUGACGAAACAUAAAAUCCGAUUUAGAAUCAAAGUAGAUAUAAAUACAGCGCGCAAAGAAUUUUUAACGAUAAUAAAAUUUGUCAUGUGAGAUGUUAAAAUCGUUGAUUGAAUGCUUGAGCCAUGAAAACAAUUCAAAUGCGCUGUCAUGGUGGCAUUUAUUCAAAGUGAUUUGCAAAAUUGAAUUAAAAAUAAUGGCCAAAUAAUACUAAAAAAUAGUACAAAAUACUCAGAUUAUACAAAUAUAUUUAUGUUAUUAAUUUCAAAAAAAAGAGAGAGAGCUGUUAAUUAAAUUUGUGUUCGCAUAAAUAUAUGAUCUGCGAUUGACGAGAUAAGAAGUCAUUCGAAAGCCAAAUUGAUCAGCCAACAAGAAUGAUAAUUUUUUAUUCAUUAAUAAAACUAUAAUUAUUAAAAACAAGAUUUUUCAAUAUAUUACGUGUAUUUUCUUUUUUUGCACAAGGUAAAGAAAGGUACAGAUUUUUUGCAAAUCGACAGAAGCCUAAUCAAAUUCAAAGCAAAUAGAAAUUCAAAGAAACUUUAGAAGGCAUUUUAAAAUAUUUAAAGAGAUUUA
Molecule: messenger RNA, 2737 nt
Organism: Camponotus floridanus (Florida carpenter ant)
Lineage: Eukaryota; Metazoa; Arthropoda; Insecta; Hymenoptera; Formicidae
Product: solute carrier family 41 member 3
Exons: 9
Coding region: 466-2163 (565 amino acids)
Biological process (GO): monoatomic cation transport
Cellular component (GO): plasma membrane
Molecular function (GO): monoatomic cation transmembrane transporter activity
Source: RefSeq, a predicted model, not a curated record